This is a messenger RNA of Bombyx mandarina (wild silkworm), 1227 nucleotides long. It is a transcript of the gene Ufd1-like, whose product is annotated as ubiquitin fusion-degradation 1-like. Gene Ontology annotation, molecular function: polyubiquitin modification-dependent protein binding. NCBI's taxonomy places the organism in Eukaryota, Metazoa, Arthropoda, Insecta, Lepidoptera, Bombycidae. Gene Ontology annotation, biological process: ERAD pathway; ubiquitin-dependent protein catabolic process. Gene Ontology annotation, cellular component: VCP-NPL4-UFD1 AAA ATPase complex. The record is from RefSeq and is a predicted model, not a curated record.
UAUAUGAUUUGCUUGCUAAGUAAAGACAAGUGUGUUGAACUUUUGUACAUUGUGCAUGAAUUGCAUUAAAUCAAUUUUCUAAUACUUACAAAUAAGAGUUCAGAUAUCUGCUUAUACUAACGAAAAUCGAAAUGUUUCAAUUCGGAUUCAAUAUGUUUCACGAAAUAUCUAGGCCAUUUAAUAUGACUUAUAGAUGCUAUUCAGUCUCCAUGUUACCUGGGAAUGAGAGACAGGACGUUGAAAGAGGUGGUAAAAUAAUUAUGCCCCCAUCGGCAUUAGAACAACUCACAAGACUCAAUAUAGAAUAUCCUAUGAUAUUCAAGUUGACAAAUAAGAAAUCAAAGAGGCUCACUCAUUGUGGUGUGCUAGAGUUUGUAGCUGAUGAAGGAAGAGUGUAUCUGCCACAUUGGAUGAUGGCAAAUCUUGUUCUAGAAGAAGGAGCUUUAAUACAAAUUGAAAGUGUAUCACUACCUGUAGCAACAUUCUCUAAGUUCCAACCUUUAUCAGAAGAUUUUUUGGACAUUACAAAUCCGAAAGCUGUAUUGGAAAAUUGUUUGCGUAACUUCUCAUGUUUAACAACCGGUGACGUCAUCGCUAUAAAGUACAACUCAAAAGUCUACGAGCUGUGUGUCCUGGAGACCAAACCCGGGAAUGCUGUCAUCAUUAUAGAGUGCGAUAUGAAUGUAGAAUUUGCUCCACCAGUCGGGUAUAAGGAACAAGAUCACGUGUCAAGGUCAAAUGAUGGAGCAGUAGAAGGUAUGGAUGAAGAUCCUGCUGCGAUGAUGCCCGAAUCUAGUGGCUUCAGGGCGUUUAGCGGCGAAGGCAACCGCCUCGAUGGAAAGAAAAAGAAGUUGAUCAGCGAGAGUGAUUCCGAACCGGGAACUUCGCAACCCCGCCAGUCAUAUGUACGAGGCAUUCCGGAUUACGACUUUGUGAUUGGUACACUGCGAUUUAUCAGAAAUUCAAGACCAGCCAAAGACCCUAAAGAGGAGGCUCAAACCGAACCUUUUCAAGCAUUUACAGGCGAAGGAUUUACAUUGCGUACUGCCAAGUCUAAGAACUAAAACUGGUUUUCUGUAUCAGUACAUCGUGGUAUACGUUUGGUUGGAGUUAAUUAAACAGCUACUACGUGUUAAUUAAACUUGAAUAUUGUCAAAAUCUGAUGAAGAGAUUGUUACUGAUAAUUUUUUGUUUUGAAUAUAAAAGUCCUUUGAUAUUGUGAUAUUA